Molecule: messenger RNA, 894 nt
Organism: Blepharisma stoltei
Lineage: Eukaryota; Ciliophora; Heterotrichea; Heterotrichida; Blepharismidae
Source: the annotation of a GenBank genome assembly
AUGGAGCUAAUAAACACACUUGAAGGCCAUGAAGGACAAGUUUUAGUAGUAAAAUUUAACGCUGAUGGAAACUUUUGUAUGACUGGCUCAAGUGAUCGCACCCUUAAGCUGUGGAACCCGGCCAGAGGUUUAUGUAUAAAAACUUAUUCAGGAGCCCACAACUAUGAAGUCCUGGAUGUGGAUAUUACUAAUGAUAAUGGGAGAUUUGUAUCUGGAGGAGCCGAUAAAUUAGCAUUUAUAUGAGAUAUAUCAACAGGGAAAACGAUAACCAAGUUCCAAGGCCACCAUAAUAAAAUCAAAGCAGUUGCUUGAAAUAGGCUGUGCACUGUGAUUGCGACAGGUUCUGAAGAUGCAACAAUAAAGCUAUGAGAUGUGAGGGCAAACUCAAAAGAUCCUGUCCAAACUCUAUCACAGUUUAAAGACUCUGUCAUUGGGGUGUAUUUGACUGAAGAUCAAGUCAUCGCAGGAUCUCUUGAUGGAUUUAUAAGGACUUUUGAUAUAAGGUGUGGGACUCUAAGCGUGGAUGAUUUAAAAGAGCCUAUUUUGGGAUUAGCAUUGUCUCGUGAUGGUAAUGCAACUGCAAGCACACAUAUUGAUAAUAUAAUUAGAGUUACUGAUAGGACGAAUGGGGAAAUUUUGAAUGCUUACUCUGGGUCACAUAUGUCAAAUGAACAUGCUAUAGCUUGCAAGUUUUCUGCUGAUGAUAGAGCAGUUUUGGUUGGGAGUGAAACUGGAGAAGCUGCUUGUUAUAGCCUUUCUAGUGGGGUUGGGGUGAAAAGCCAAGCACAUAGCGCUCCUACAAUAGGAGUAGAUACACAUCCGAGAGAUUCGAAGCUUUUUGUCACAUGCUCAUUAGAUUGCACGUCAAAAUUUUGGAGACUAACAAAUGCAUAG